AUGUUUGGCACCCUGGCCCAGAUUGACUUUGAUCGAGGGACCUUGGAGUUCAUUGAGAAUCCGGACCCUGCUACUGCAAUUAGCCGCAAUCUCCAGGACAAGAUACGCAUUGCUUGCGAUUUUUGCCGCUCCAGAAAGGCGCGCUGCUCUGGAGGAUGGAAAACAUGCCAAAGAUGCGAAGCCAUGUCACUCGAAUGCGUGUAUUCAGAAGAUCAAGGGCGGAGUAAACGACAGGAAAACAACCAAAGUCGCCGAGCCACGACUCGGCGUACCAGGAAUGCCUCGAUCUCGACCCGGACUGUGCGCGAUGAACCAAAGCCUUGCGCCAGGAAUAGCCAGGUGAAGGACAGCGAAGAAUCGACAUUGGGGGACGGUUUGCACUGCAACAUGUUCGACGACAGCUGCCUCGACAAGUCGCUGUCUAGCCCUUGGAAUAUGGAUACUCCAGUGCAGCACAGUUUAGACAGCGAAUCUAGCAGUGGUGGCAAUCCAACUCCCGGCGUUGGCCUCACAGCAAGCGAAUCGUUUACUUCACCAAGCACUGGCAAUUCCACAGCGGUGUCGUCAGGCCAACUUUCGGAACCAUUGAUGCCAGACACACCCUCGACGUCGCUACUCAUCCCGUUGGGUGAUAUGGACACUUGGAAGGAACCUCAGAUAGUACAUGGCGACACGGCUUGGGCGAUGAACGCCGAUGGGCACGACUGGGUGGGCUCGACAUCGGAAUCACCAUGUCUCAAGCCUUGGGGAAAAGCACGUGUAGAAUCCGACAGUUGCGGCUGUUUGCUGAGCUCGAUAUCUUUUCUCGAGAGGCUGACCUCCAGAUCUGCUUCGCGCGAGAACCGUAUUGACCGAUUACUCGCCGACGUUCGCAAUUCCAUGGAAACCUUGGCGAUAUUCAUGGCGUGUGAGCUAUGUGCGGUUCGACUAGAGCAGAACAUGUUGCUCGCCAUGGCGGCCCGGCAACUGAGCGUCAUUUGCAGGAAGACGGCCAACUGUUAUAUGGGCCUGCGUCUGUGUGGCCUCGGCGACACAAACUCGUCCAGGCAAAAACCCGAGCUCGAUGUCUCUGCUGGCCCCAUCGACAUUUCCGUAUCGACAUAUCGAGUCAGCCAACGCGAGGGGCUACACUUGCUUGAAAGCCUAGUGACUCUUCAGAUUGUAGAGUUACAGCAGCAUAUCAAUACAAUCAAGUCCCGAUAUCGCAAUCAGCCAAAUCAAGGCCAAGUGGAGGCCGUGAUUGAGGCAGAGAACAAUAUGAAGUUAGCGCAAGUGGCCAUCAGCAGUCAUUAUUGA
Messenger RNA from Venustampulla echinocandica, 1296 nucleotides. RefSeq lists its product as uncharacterized. The record is from RefSeq and is a predicted model, not a curated record. The coding region runs from base 1 to 1296 and encodes 431 amino acids. NCBI's taxonomy places the organism in Eukaryota, Fungi, Ascomycota, Leotiomycetes, Helotiales, Pleuroascaceae. Gene Ontology annotation, molecular function: DNA-binding transcription factor activity, RNA polymerase II-specific; zinc ion binding. Gene Ontology annotation, biological process: regulation of DNA-templated transcription. The transcript is spliced from 4 exons.